AUGGUGAAUCUCACCAUUGAAGAUCUUCUAAGUCACCGGAGCGGUGUCGCACCCUAUGAUGGUCUAUGGCUCAGUUCAGAUAACCAAAUCCUUAUGAAUCGUUCGGAAGCAAUCCCAAUCUUGAAUUAUGCUCCUGCCGCUAGCGCCUUGCGCACUGAGUUCAUCUACAAUAACAUCGCAUACGAAGUUCUUGGUCAAAUUCUUGAGAAAUCGACUGGCUCCACCUACUCAGAGCUACUUCAUACACGCAUUAUCGAGCCACUGAACUUGAAUCGGACAUUCUAUGCUGAAGAACCCAUCGAUAAUAAUACCGCCAAAUCCUAUAUGACAUUGAAGGACGGCUCUUUCUAUGAGGUUCCGCCAUGGGGAUAUGGCAAAGAUUUAUUGAUUGGAGCGGCGGGCGCAAUUCGUAGCUCUGUCAGCGAUCUUCUGGCUUUAUACAAAGUUCUAAUCAACGACGCAAACUCUCAAGUAGCCCAGAAGUCUAUGCCAGGAGCCAAACAUGCCAUUUUUAAGCAGAUGCCACAGCUUUUACAAGGAAAAGUUGGCGUACCCAAUCAAUUUUUAAGAGAAUACAGUUAUGCUUCAGGGUGGCUUCGGGCACAAUUCCCUGCCAUUGUCGAUUUAUUUGCCGAUUAUGAACCACCACUUCUAGGCAAUGUGUCAGCCUCGCGUCUCAUGAUUCAUCAUCAAGGGUACAUCGCUGGAAAUGUCGGCUAUGUUGCGCUGUUUCCAGAAACCACGACUGCCGUCGUGGUUCUAGGGAAUUCUGCCGGAUUGACUGACGCUAUGAGACUUCUAGGCCAAAUCAUUGUGGAAACUGUUCUAGGAAACGAGGUUGAUGCGGACAAUACCUGA
Trichoderma gamsii is the source of this 858-nucleotide messenger RNA. RefSeq lists its product as hypothetical. The transcript has 2 exons. The coding region runs from base 1 to 858 and encodes 285 amino acids. Lineage: Eukaryota; Fungi; Ascomycota; Sordariomycetes; Hypocreales; Hypocreaceae. The record is from RefSeq and is a predicted model, not a curated record.